AUGCCCGACGGUGCACCUAAUAGCAACCGGAGUACAUUUCUCUGGACGGUGAAAAGCCCAGACAACGUUUCCAGAGGAUUUCUAUUCGGAACUAUUCAUGUGCCAUACACGGAAGUGUGGGAUCGCGUCUCGGAUCGGGUCCGUGAGGCGUUCUCCUAUUCCGACACAGUGCUAUUAGAAAUUGAUCUGCGUAAUGAAGAAACGGUCAGACGACUUAUAAAAUGCAGGAAUCUCAAGCGGAAACAAACGACUGCCAGCUAUCUGCAUCCCAAGCUUCAUCAACGUAUCAAAGACUUCAUGGAAAAAUUUCGGAGCAGUCUGCUUAACUGUGUUCAAAAACAAGACGAGCAACGACCUGAUUCCUACAAAGUGGCCGAAGAUCUGUAUGAAAGCAUAGCUGGAAGUUGGGAUCGGAAGCGUCCAGAAUGGCUACUGUUUGCUCUCUACCAGUUAUGCGAGAACAUCCUUAACCGACCCGCCACACCUAUGCUCGACGUAUUCCUCGCUAACAAAGCAUACGAAGAAGAUAAACAGAUACACGCUAUCGAAACAGCACAGGAGCAAUGCAAUCCUGUCGCUUCACUCAGCCAAGAUGAGAUCAUUUUCGCCAUCAACUACACUGUGCACUACCUGGAGUACCUUCAUCAUACUAAAAAAUUGUUCCAAAUCAACAAUCGUCGCUCACUAUCAGCACUUGUAAAGGACUACAGAUGCGGGAACCUCGAUGAUCGUUAUUUCGAAAUCAACGAAUAUUCGAUCAAUGGCUUUCACAUGGAUGAAGUGGAGAAGCUACGUGCACAAAAAAUUCAACGGCACUUGCGUGAAGACAUAAUCGCCAAGAGAAACGAACGGAUGGCAUACCGUCUGCAUCGACUGCUUUCUGCUAACCCUCAUAUUACAAUAUUCUCUGCCAUUGGUACGGGGCACUUCUUCGGAAACGGAAGCAUACUUCAUCACUUACGCCACAUAGGGUACAUAAUUCACAGUGUCAAAGAAAACGAUGUCAUAGAUCCUCCGCUGAACUAUGGCAAGGCAAUCAGAUUCAACUCGCUGUGGUUACGUGAUCAUCCCUUCGUAUCAAAUGUGUCCAUCGAAAUUAUUGAACUCAACUCAUCGCCCGGUCUCUUACCUAACUUCCUUCUUUCCUUGACUUUGAUGUACUUCGCUGGGUUUACUUGUCUUUUGGCUGUUGACAUCUCAUAG
Messenger RNA from Ostertagia ostertagi, 1203 nucleotides. The record is from the annotation of a GenBank genome assembly. Lineage: Eukaryota; Metazoa; Nematoda; Chromadorea; Rhabditida; Trichostrongylidae.